AUGCUGUGGUACCUCCUUUACCCCCUACGAGGGACCACGGAGCCCCCAUAUCUCUCCCCAUCUCAUCCGCUGCGGAGAGCCUUCACCCGCUAUGCCACAUGGAUUGCAGGCCAUGUGCAGUCCAUUUUGCCUUUAAGCGGCGCCGUCAUCUUCUUCUUUCUGUACCUUUCACUCUUCCUCUACACCGUUGAUCCCAACCUCAAUCCCGGCCGAGCACGCCUGCCCCGGCAUGCCUGGACGGACACUCAGCCAUUGGGCGACAGCGCUGCUGUCCAGCCCGACAUCAUCAUGCGUCCGGUCUGGGUUCAUGGUGACUACAUGAAGGCUCUUGAACGUGAUGUGCUAUUGGUUGCCUUCGAGCUGCAGGAGAAGCUCCUUGCCAAGGUGAAUGAUCAGCCAAGCAAUGCCUGGUUCAUUCACUCGCCAUUUAAUUACUGGGGUUCUGCCGACAAAAUAUCCUCGGACGCCGACAUCAUCGCGACUGUCAAUGGCCGAAACUCUACCGUUGCUAUGGCCAAAACCCUGCGCCACUCAACUAUUUUCAGUGACACCCGCGUGGAAAAUGGCCGUCUGGUUGCUGCUGACGCUCUAGUCAUCACGCUUGUCCAUCGCCGUGACUCUGUUGUGGGCCAGCUCUGGAAAACCGGUGCCGAGACGUUGGUAGAGCAGGAAGGAAAUUGGAAAGUCAUCCGUUCCAGCGGCAGCCGGCUUUACGAGUACCAGUUCAGGCCCCUGUCCUGGUCAGACUGGUUGCUCCUGAGCCUGGCUUACGUGCUGAUUUUCUCUUACCUUGCCCUCCGCAUGUCCAAGCUGAAUGCUGUCAAGUCACGGGUCGGCCUGGCGGUCACUGUUCUGACACAGAUUAUCGCAGCUAUUGUCUCCAGCUUCUCUGUCUGCGGCAUCUUCAAGCUGGACCUCUCGCGUAUCCCGUACUACGCUUACCCUCUUGUCGUGUUGGCCAUCAGCAUGGAGAACUCUUUCCGGCUGAUUAAUUCUGUCACGCUGACCUCCUCGGCCAUUAGCAUUACCGAUCGUGUCGGUGAGGGGUUCGGCGCUACGGCUCAUGUGGCUAUCGUCAACCGAGUUCAGAUCUGUGUCAUCCUGCUCGUUUCGUCGCGCAUCACAUCGUCGGGUGUCUCCGCCUUCUGCACAUUCGUUGCGAUCGCCACCCUUUUCGACUCCUUUUACCUCUCUACCUUCUUACUAUCUGUGCUUAGUGUGGAUCUCCGACAGUGCGAGCUAUUCGAGCUGGAGAAAGCAACACUACUACGCCGCAGCAAGAAGUCUGCGGAUAAGCAGCUAUGGCUGGACAUCUCGCCAACACGCAGUGCAGAGUCGCCUGUCUCUACACGGAUCGUCAGCACUGUUGUGAUGGUUAUUUUCAUCCUUAUUGCACAGUCGCACUAUGGAACCGCGGCUCGCCGUUUCCAAUGGCUCCAUCAUAUCUUUCCCUGGGAUCGCCAAGACAGCUCUCAGCAAUCGUCGUUGACCGAUCUUCACCAAGCCAGGAACCCAGCAGACUGGAUCUAUCUGCAAGACUACGAAACAGCUCGCGACAUUCUCGAAGCCAUCAAGCCCGGGGCAUACAGCUAUGUCGCGCGUGUCUAUGACCCCAUCGUCUUUGUCCUCAAGAAUGCCAGCCGCAUCCCUGACGCUACGAAGGCGCGAUUUUUACCCGCCUUCUACGACUUCUUCACCCACCAUGCAUCCAGCUUUCUGCUUUGGCUCCUGAUCACCAUGUACGCAUUGCGCUGGUUUACAGAUUACCUCAUCCAAGACCGGUCCGCAAACAGUGACGAUUCAGAACACACAGGCAGUGAGCCUGUGCUGUCGAUUCGUUCACUCAACAACGGUCACACACUCGACGUGGCCAUGCUGACGGCCUCUUCGGGUGGUCAGCUUGUUUCCGUCGGCCUCGACCGCCUCAUUCAGGUGUGGGAUCUCCCGUCUGGUACGAGGGCCCGUGUUCUUUCGGACCCGGAAGUCCCACUAGAAAAUCCGUUUCCUCUUUCCAACAUUGCAGUGGACGAUAGGGGGAAGUAUCUGGCAUUUGUAUCAUGGCAGCGGGUCUUUCUCUGGGACAUAGAACAGCAACAGUGGUGCUGGGCGAGGGAUAUCAACCUGGGAGGCAGUGGGCACCGACCACAGGCGGUGUUUUUCGUGACAAAACCUCAGGAGACGACACCAUGUUUGGUGAUUGUUAGACGGAAUGGGACAGCCGCGGAGAUGCAGCUCGAUAGAGAUGAGACGAGGGACUUCUUGAUUUGCAAGACACCUUUGAUGUGGGCUGUUUCGUUUGUGGAUAAGAGUAACCCUUACUUCCCCAAUACCCCAACGCUCUCCAUCCUGACCGCCUCACGCCGCAAUUGCAUCCAUCUCGUCCGCCAACACGGCCCUGACUGGCUUUCCACCGAGGUCAAACUUGCUGGCGCCGUAACAAGCCGUCCUGAACCCCGAACUCCAGAUAUUCAUUGCAUCCUGCCUAUCCCGACCCUCGGCAUGUACCUCGUCGGCCGGGCACAGUCAGUCGAUCUUGUCGACUUGGACUCCGCGACCGUCAUACAUACGUUCUACGCCCGUGGCGGCACUAUGCAGCCCCGAAGUCUCAAGCACGUUGUUGUUUCGGCAAGGGCUGGCUCCCAUGGUCAGCCUGUGUUGGUGAUGGGCUAUGUGAGUGCUGGUAGCGGGGAGCUAAUUGUUCAGGUGUAUAUGCCUGAGCAAGAAAGCAUGGAAGAAGGUGGGGUUACGCCUGUAAUUGAAGCGGGCCGCGGACACCCUUGGACGAGGGCUAGGGAAAUAGUCAAGAGGAUCGAGAAUCCGGGUGUUUGGGAAUUGAUGCCUAAUGGCGCAGUCGUUGGUGUGAGGAGGACGAAACCGCUCACAACACUACAGUCUGCGUCGUCUACGACGACAACGAGCUCCUUCGCUCAAGCAGCUCAGACUGGGAAGCUUACACCUACCUUUUCAACCGGCCCGACGGAAAACCCGAUUUCACAACGCGCGACCUCGCCGAUGAAGACGAAGACUCUGAUACCACACCCCGAGCAGGCAAUACCCCACAACAUUCACCCCUUCUCUCAACAAGAAGACGAACUUCUUUCACCCAACAGUUAA
Molecule: messenger RNA, 3114 nt
Organism: Thermochaetoides thermophila DSM 1495
Lineage: Eukaryota; Fungi; Ascomycota; Sordariomycetes; Sordariales; Chaetomiaceae
Product: putative cleavage activating protein
Exons: 4
Coding region: 1-3114 (1037 amino acids)
Biological process (GO): SREBP signaling pathway
Cellular component (GO): Golgi membrane; endoplasmic reticulum membrane
Molecular function (GO): sterol binding; protein binding
Source: RefSeq, a predicted model, not a curated record